This is a messenger RNA of Apis mellifera (honey bee), 2276 nucleotides long. It is a transcript of the gene oys, whose product is annotated as lysophospholipid acyltransferase 2. Gene Ontology annotation, molecular function: acyltransferase activity. NCBI's taxonomy places the organism in Eukaryota, Metazoa, Arthropoda, Insecta, Hymenoptera, Apidae. The coding region runs from base 237 to 1736 and encodes 499 amino acids. The record is from RefSeq and is a predicted model, not a curated record. Gene Ontology annotation, cellular component: membrane. Gene Ontology annotation, biological process: lipid modification. The transcript is spliced from 11 exons.
AUGCCGGUAAGAUUGUUAGCCGGCGCGGAACGAAGCGGCGCUGCAUUUCAGGAACCGUCGCCGAGGCGUCAUUACUAUCGUGAUAGAGUCGUUGUUUUGAAACGAAUUCUUUUUUGAAAGAAAAAAAACCAAACAAAGUGAAACCAUGUCUUCUAAAUACGUUAGUAUCGUUUGAAAUAUAUCAACGUCACGGUGGUGUAUGUGCGUGUAUUAACUUCAUUGUAUAAUCAUUGACAAUGACCGCGACCGUAGAGGACUACUACGACGGUUUCCGGACUUUUUCCUGGCUCGCUGAUUUUAUCGAUGUACCAGUGGACCAGGUGAAUUUUCUACUAUCUCAAAUCACAGCACUGAUAUUGGCUGGAAUUUUAAGAACGUUUCUUAGUCCAGUUGCCGUAACAGCAACAACCAGACAUGUAUUUGGUCUCAUCAUCGGCCUCAUGCUUGGAUAUUUUUGCUUCGGCAGGCAGGCGAUACAUCUUGCAGGCCUCCCCGCCAUAUGUUACGUUGUAAUGCGUACACAAAAUCCUCAUAAUAUGCAGAGGGUAGUGCUGACGGCAGCGCUUCUUUAUCUAUCUUGUGUGCACUUCCAUCGACAAAUCUAUAAUUAUGGUUCAUACACUCUUGAUAUCACUGGACCACUUAUGGUGAUAACGCAGAAAGUAACCAGCCUCGCGUUCAGCAUACACGAUGGAUUAACGCGACGUGAAGAGGAACUUACGCCAACGCAACGUCAUCAAGCCGUGAAAAAGAUUCCGACGAUGUUAGAAUAUUUCAGCUAUGUUUUCCAUUUUCAAGCAUUGAUGGCUGGACCAGUGAUAUUUUAUCGCGAUUAUAUCGAUUUCAUUCAUGGACGUAAUAUAGGUGGAACGAAAACUCUGACGGGUUACGAUAAAAAUUCCACUCAUUACGACGAAAUAGUUCUGGAGCCAUCUCCAACACCGGUUGUAAUAAAAAAGGUCAUAAUAAGCUUAUUGUUCGCAGCUUUGUUCGUGACUUUCAUCCCAUCGUACUCGAUACAAAAGCUAAAAGAGGAAAAUUUCUUAGAAAACACAACAUUGUUUUAUAAGAUGUGGUUUUUAUUAAUAACUGCUAUGCUAGCUCGUUUCAAAUAUUACCACGCAUGGAUUUUCGCAGAUGCGAUUUGCAAUAACUCUGGACUUGGUUUUAAUAAAUAUGAUAAGAAUGGUGAAGCUAAAUGGGAUUUAUAUUCCAAUGUUGAUGUUCGAGGUUUCGAGAUGGCUCUUACUUUAAGAGACAGUAUUGAACAUUGGAAUAAAGGAACCAAUAGAUGGCUUAGAUCGAUUGUGUACGAAAGGGCAAAAUACAAUAAACUUGUGUUCACAUACUCCCUUUCUGCCUUAUGGCACGGUUUUUAUCCUGGUUAUUACAUAACAUUCGCCAAUGGAGCAUUUUUCACCAUCGUGGCACGCACUGCUCGUCGUAACAUACGACCAUAUUUCUUAGGGUCCAAGAAAUUAAAGUUCCUCUACGAUGCGCUUACGUUCAUUUCAACGCGAUUAACAAUGGCCUACCUGACAUUGAGCUUUUUAAUCUUGGAAUUUAUGCCAAGUGUCAGAAUGUACCUGCAUUUAUAUCUAUUUGGACAUGUAAUCGGUUUAAUUAUACUAAUUAUUGCACCACGUCUUCCGAAAAUCUCGCACACGAAAGUAAUCGAAGUUGAAUCGAAAUCUUCUCAGGAAUUAAUCAACGGAACCGCGCGCAAAUCAAUGUGAAACUCUAUUUCGAUGUGGCCAAAAAGUGAUCAAUAAGAGAUAAAUAUUUUUUAUGAAUGUUUUAAUAUGCAUAUAAAUAUUAUGUAUAUAUUAUAUAGACGCACAUAUAUACGUACAAUAUUUAUUGUUGCGACGUGUUACUGGUACAAAUUCUAUGUCGAGAGUGUAAAAAGUAUAUUUGUUUUAUAUAAGUGAGUGAUCAUAUAUUUAUAUGAGUGUCUCGUGCGUAUAUUGAGAAAUCGACACUUAGCUGUUUUACAAUAUUGCUAACAAAGAGACAACAAACGGAUACGAUAUACUAAAUAUUAUAAUUUAAUGGAUAGUUAGAUUUUUUAAUGUUGUCAUGUUUUUUUUUUUUUUUUGUUCUUUUAUCUUUAUAACAUUUAUCGUUAGAAUAUUUAAUAGAUGAUGACAUUCUAGUAGAACGUCACAUGAUUUUUAUUCUAAGCGUUUGCAAGUAAUUUUUGCAGUUUUAUACGUUUAGUAUAUCUAAUAAUAUCAUAAAUAAUUCAAAAUAAAUUGCAAUGUUUAUUCAUGAAA